Molecule: messenger RNA, 1592 nt
Organism: Sardina pilchardus (European sardine)
Lineage: Eukaryota; Metazoa; Chordata; Actinopteri; Clupeiformes; Clupeidae
Exons: 2
Coding region: 346-942 (198 amino acids)
Source: RefSeq, a predicted model, not a curated record
CAUGACGCAUUAGGGAGGACAUCAUAUUCUGGCGUCUUCAUCAUCUUUUGAUUAGCAUUUUCUCUGCUGAAAUAGACUGCGUUGAAAAACCAAGAGGUUUCAGGGGGUUUUAUUUGUCAGUUGGAGAUUGCAGGGGGUCACUCAUGACAGCAACCAGGGGCUGUGUUAUGUUGUCAGUCACAGGAUGAUGCAGAGAAGUGCAACUUUGCAACUUGUGAGACAGAGUGGAGAAAAGUGAAGUGGAACAGGGUGUUGCUCUAUAAAAAGAAACCACAGCCAAGAUUUACACAUCAGUUCAGAGUCAGUAAGAAAAAACUGUGAAAGACCUCCACUGAAAGAGAGAGAAUGGCGGUGUAUCAGCUGGUUCUCCUCACUUGUGUCCUGCUGUCACUCACUGGAGCAGCCUCCUCUCUGAGGACUCUGAACACGGUGAAGGAGCUGAACGACACAGGCUUUGGCCUUCCACCACCCAGGCAUGGCUAUGUACUCCUGCUCUGGUACGUGCAGAAUUGUGUCGACAACAACAUGGUGGCCCUCUGUAACCCCAAAGCUGGGGAAUAUGGCUUCCACUACUUCAGGAACAGAGGCAAGGGUGGUGCUCUGCUUCCUAAACUGGACAAACACGGCGAAUACGCCUACUACAGCCUGGGAAACCUCAACUACAAGCAUGCUGAGGAUCUGCCAGACGAGGUCAGGAGGUACUACGAUAAACACGACAAGCUCAGCAACAUGGACAGACUUCUGGUGAAGUAUUUCUCCAACAAGAAUCUCAUCGAGGAGAUCUAUGUCUCGGCUCACUACGAGAGCUCGCAGACCUACCUGAUUGGACCGUCUCUCGUUUCUGAUCUCAGACAUAAGAGGGCUUUGCAUCAAUCUCCCUCUAGAGAGUGGCACUUAGCAAUUGUGCAAUCCAACAACAAUCGCUAUGAUGAAAUUAUGUGAUAGAUGUCAUUCAAACAUUAGAUGCCAUGUUUGUCAUAAUAUUGUUCACAACAAUGUCUAAUAUUCGUAUAAUCAUCUGACAAUCACACAACAGUGAGUGACCAUUUGUCUGAAGCCUAAUCAGACUGUCUGAAAUUGAUGAAAUGCUUUGCUGUUACAGACUUGCAUUGAUUUUGUGAGACCCCAGUUGGGAACUGUUCAACAUAUACUCUAUUGUUCACUUACAUGCUUGUGUCAAAUGCUACACUGAUAUAUGAUAGCUAAACUGAGCCAUGACUUUCCAUUUCGCUUCUGACUACAUUGAACAAAAUGUAUAGCCUCUUGCUUAGCAGUCGAAAGUAUCAGGCUGAGCUCUGUAGGAACAGCCUUUAAUUGACAGGUUGACUUGAUGACUGAGCUACUUGUUUAUUCAUUGUGAGAGUGCUGUCGCUGGAGGUUUGCCUGGAAAGGGCGAUGCAAUUCUCUUGUUCUUUUCUCCCAUAGUCCUGUCAUGACUAAGUGAUUGGUGGUGCUGGUGGUAGUGACUGAGGGAGGUGAUGGGAUGCAUUAAAAAUGAGUGUACUGCCAGUGGAUUACUUCCUACUUAAACUUAUGUAUGACAUUAACAUGAGCACCUGGAAAUUGCAUUUAGUAAAUCUUCGUUGUGUGUG